UAACUACAUUUCCCACAAUCCCCUUGAAGCGCAGGAAUAUGACGUCACGAGAGCAAUCAUGGCGGAUUAGUGUGCAUGGGGUCCGCUAUCUGCCUUCCUCCUCGUCGACACCGAAGUGGUUAUUUCAGCAGGAAAGUCGCCCUUUCUGCUCCAGGUCAAAAUGUUCCGUCGGUCACGAUUUAGCGUUCGUCCAAAUGUCGGCGCCGUAGGGAGAACCACAGCGGCAUCUCAGGAUAGUCCUGCACCAAAACAGGACGGGACCCCAAAAGAGGCCAGCGAGGGAAGCUCUGUGCCUGACGAGUCAAACGCAGCCCCACCAGAAAAAGCCCCCGCUUCAGGGGACACCACUGAUCAGAAUGGUGAUGGCUCCAGCUCCUCAGCAGCCCUCCAAAGGAGGAAACGCUUCUCCAUCAAGCCCAAAGUUGCACCGGGUCGCCCCUCUGCUCCCCCUCGAACACCAAAGUCCCCCCUCAAAACUGCUUCUGGACCUCCCGGUGAAACCACUCCUUCUGAGAUAGAAAAACCAUCAACAUCCAGCCAAGCUGGGACCUCAGCAACCCCCAACAGACUCCAGUCCCCAAGGAGUCGAAGGCUCUCUGAAAACAGCAAACAGCACAAGCCCCAACCCAAACCCCAACCCCUUGAAACACCCCCUAUUUCUGUGGCUGAAGGCUCAAAGGAGCAAACUCCUCCGGCAGCAGACGGCAGCAAGAAACCAGAAAGCACUUCACGGAGUCACCUUAAAGAAGGUGCCACCAGACUGCCUGAUAAAGUUCCUCCCUCCAUUCCUGACAAGGCAGCCACAGAGAUCUCAGAGAAAGCCCGGGCUCUGGUGUCGUCCAAAACCGCCGGUUCACUCCCGCCGUCAGCACUUUACCUGAGCAGACUCCUGAACAGCCCCGUGGACGUGCAGCGGAUGAUGAAAGCACAGAAGCUCCGAGAGCUGCUCAGGCAGGAGAGGUGCAAAGAGACGCGCAUCAAGAGAGCUAAAGCUCGAUGUAAGGAGUUUGAUUUAGAUCCCACCAAAAUGACGAUGAGGGACCUGAUCCAUUAUCUUCCAACAUCCAACCCCAUGACAUCUGUUUUGGACGACUCGGCUGAAGAGAAUGAGACGGAGGUUCCUCCUUCGGUGGAAAGACAAGAGCUUCCAGAACGAGCUUGGGAACCUGCAGCUCCUCUUCCUCCAAAAUUGAUUUCAAGUGAAGAGGAGGGACCAGCGGGUGAGGGAGAAGAGGAGCAGGAGGAAGAACUUAUGGUUCCUCAGGUCAAAGUGGCAGAAGAUGGCUCACUGAUCAUUGACGAAGAAAGUUUAACGGUGGAAGUCCAGCGGUCCAAAGGUCCCAACACCAUCCAGGACCGAGACCCCAUCUUUGAGCGCGGCUCCACCACCACGUACUCCAGUUUCAGAAAAGGGACCCACACGAAACCUUGGUCCAUUGAAGAGACGGACAUGUUCUACCUGGCCAUCAGCAUGGUAGGAACAGACUUCUCCAUGAUCUGUCAGCUCUUCACUCACAGAGCUCGCUCAGAGAUAAAGAACAAGUUCAAGAGAGAAGAGCGGGCGAAUUCAUGGAGGAUUGACAAAGCCUUCAGAGAGAGGCGUAAACUAGACAUCGAGUACUUUUCGAAGCUGCUGGAAAAAGUGUUGGAAGUCCAGAAAGACAGGAAGAAACUCAAAAAGCUUUCAGAGAACACCUCCAAGAAGUGCAAGAGAAAGCCGAAAAGUAAACACUCUACAAAGAAGCUGAGUGAUGUGGAGGAGGAAGACGAGGAGGAAGGGGGGAGUCCUAUGCCUGAGUUGGAAGGAGAGAAGGAGAACGAGGACCAGAGUAACGAAGGAGAAGCAGCUGCUGUGAAGACCGGGAGAAAACGAAAGAAGAAGAAUCCAGCAGAGGCCUUGAACGAGGAACCGAGCGACAAGAAAAACAAAUCGGGUGAAGCAGGGGUACCUGAAGACUCUGAAGCAUCACUUCCUGGGGAUGUCACCACCUCAGACAUGGUUGAAACCACUGAAAAUGUGAAAACAGUGAAAGAUGCAGCCAUCAAACCAGCCAAGCUCUGCAGAGGCAGAGCACCAAAGCUGCUGAUACCUUUGGGUCUGAAGCGUGGCAAAAAGCCGCUGCCCUCUGCAAAGGCCAAAGACACCGAGGAAGACCAAAGGGAGGAGACAGAGAGGGAAGGAGCUGAGCAGGAGCAGGGAAGAAGUGAAAACGAAGCACAAGAGUGUCAAGAAAAGAAGAGGAAAGACGAUGGGGAUGUCUAUUCUGAGGGAGAGGAGGACUCGGCAGUUAAACCUCAGAAGCCCACGCGUUAUGGCAGAGUUCCCAAACCCAUCCAGCCCUUGAUGUACGCCGCCAAAGACGAUUUGGAUUCGCCUAAAUCUCCUGACGCAUCCAAAGGUCCCGUUAAGAGGGUAAAGACAGUCAAACCUCCACCAGUGCAAAAGUCCAAGAAGCCCAAACUGGUCACGCUUCGGUCGUCCAAGUCGGAGUUUAGUGACGAGGAGAACGAAGACGAGUGGGAGGAGGAGGAGCGUCACCUCGCCUGCAGCUCCAGUCGAGACAGUGACGCCCACGGCUUUGUCCAGAGCAGUCUGCACGCCUCCAGCACGGAGAUCUCAGAGGUGGAUGACACCAUGGUGGAGCUUGAUAUCUUGGACAGUAUGCCCGAUGUGCUGGGCAUCUCCCAAGAUGCAUUGUGUCCUGAUUCAGCCUGUCAGCAGGCACAUUAUGACACAGGCACUUCUGAUCCCUGUGAACACCAGCUGGACCUUCUCGUUGACGUUAUAGACUUCAUUUCCUCGGAACAAACUGAAGUGUCUCAGGAUGAGAGCUACACUGAGGCAGCUCAAACCCUUUUGACUAUUGGUAAUCUGGCUCAUAUUUCUCAGUCGGCACAAAGUGGAGAUACCUUAGAAGAAUGCACUGCAGAAACAUCACUCGGUGUCAGCGAGUUCACAUAUGCGGAAGAGGAGAUGUUGACAGCUUCACCCCAGAAAGGGGUCACUUCUUUGGAGUCUGCAGAUCAGAAAGUCACCGAAAAGCCCCUGGGUGUUGAUUUGGGCAGCGAUAACUCACUCCCUUCUGAGACAAGUGAUCAGAACGUUGAUCAAUUAGGUUGUAAAUCUGGAGAAAAGUCUUCACUUAUCAAAGCUGGUCCGCGUUCUAAGCUAAAACCUAAACCAAAUGUCGGUCGCAGCUCAAGGAGUGCAAAACCGGUAUCUCAAAAUGAGAUGUCAACGGAAGGGGGAGCUGAAAAAAGCGUUUCUCAAGGUCUUGACAAUGAGACUUCAGUUCCUGAUGAAGAAACAACCCCAGGAAUAUCAGCUUCUGCUGCAGCAUUGUUUAAAGAUAACUCCUCCUCCAAGCACGCCUGUGUGGAUCAGGUUGAAGCUGGUCCGAAUUUCCUGAUAACCCAGAGUCAGACUGUUGUGGAAUCCCAGUCUGGGCCUCCUGUGGAGUCUGAGGCUGGUUUACAUAAACCUGUUGAAGCAGUGCCAGAGGUUGAACAACCGUCAAGCACAGAUCAAGAUGGAACCAACAAACCUCAGCUCUCAGCGCCAAACAAUUCCACUCAGAGUCACGCAGAAGACGUCAAAAGUUCGUCUCAGCCCAGAGGUAGACUGUCAAAAGUCAAACCCAAACCAGUCCUGCAGACGUCAAGAAUGGCUAGAUCCAAACGGCAAACCACGGAAGAGAUGGCAGAGAAACAAUUGAUAGAAACUCAAAACAGUGCAGCCAAGACUCCAGCAGAUAAACAGACUACAAGUGAGGAGACUACAAGUUCCAAAGCUCUGUUUCAAGAAGCUCUGAAUGUUACCAAAGUAGUGCCUGAGCUCUGUGUGGAGCAAACCAACAAGGACUCUGAAACCACUGUUGAAGAAACUGUGUCAACUGGCCUAAAAGAGCCAGAAUUACCAGCUCCAAACAAGUCACAUUUGGAUUCAAAAAGAAAAGGAGAUUCUGCUGCCGUAAAUGAUACUGCGGAUGAAGCAACCUCCAGUAGAGGAUCUUGUCAGCCAAGAAAGGCUCGACUGCAAAAGGUUAAACCCAAACCAAAUCUACCACAGGUGUCAAGAGGGGCAAGAUCAAAAGCUCAGAACACAGAGGAUGUCGUCCAGAAAAACGCACCUGUAGAGGUGGAACUGCAAGAAAAGCUGUCUGCAAAUGAGAUGAAGACAAAUGAUGGAGUUAAUGAUCAAGAAGUAUUUGUUAAAAGUCAUACAGAAACGCAGAAUCUCUCCUUCCCGUCCAGUUUGGAGCAGGCGACUGGAAAUACAACUUCUGAUUUGGCAAAAGAAAGUGCAGGAUCUCGUGUUGAAAAUCUGGUUUUAACUGACAUCAAUCUCCAAGUACCAGAACAAGGAAUAAGUACGAAUUUAGUUGAAAGUGUGAAUUCAUCUUCUUUGAAUAAAUCGGUGGAAGAGUUAGCAGCCACAGAAGAACAAAAAUCUGUACCAACAUGUCAGACAAAGAGGAAUCGACUGUCAAAAACCAAGCCAAACCUUCAAACAUCAAGAACUGCAAGAUCUAAACCUCAAACCGCCGAAGAAGCAACACAGAAAUGCCCGCUUCCAGAUGAAAGACUUGAUGUCAGAAAGGAAGUGGAACAAGAACCCAAUCUGUCUGUAGAUAAAGACACACAAAAACAGACUGGAUUUGUUGACAACAAAGCAUUAACUGGUCAGAGGACCAAAGAAAAUCCCAGUGAAAUUCAGCUUGAGCCAUUUAUAGAGCAAACGUUCAAAGAUGCAGGAGCAGCUACAGAAAAUGUCUCAUAUUGUGUUGGACUGGAGUCCACUUUGGAGCCAGGAGAAAGUGGAAAGCCUUCAGCGGCUGUGGAGAAGCUGACAUCUGGUCCAGAAGAGGAACCGAAGGCGACUAGUCAAAUAAAGAGGGGUCGAUUGCAAAAACUUAAACCCAAACCAAACCUAUCAAGAGCAACAAGGUCCAAAUCCUCAAAAGAUUUAGAAGGCAAGGAAUCAAAGUCCACACUAGAUUCCAAAGUCCAUGAAGACACCAUGCCAGUGAUGGAAGCAACCCUGCCUUUGGGCAGUCAACUUGAAACUGUUCUUACUCCAGCAAUACAGCCUCUAACGAUAGACUCUUCUUCAAAUGAGGAGCAAAAAACAUUAGUUAGACUUGAUUCGAUUGAUACCAGUGCAGAAAUAUCAGAUCAGAGCACCACAAAGACCCAAAACGUCUCUGAAGUCCAGCUUGGUACCACCAGAGUCGAAGGAUCCCCAACGGCGUUCUCGGAUAAAAAUCUAAAAUCUGGCAUUGAACCGACUGAUUCUAGAGCUCCAGAAGCACCAAAGCUAGAUCCGGAUCCAAUCCAGGAGCAAACUUCAUCUGUCGUGAGACCUCCAGCCACCAAACACAGUUCUGAAGUUGCAUCUUCUUGUUCACCGGCAAGGAGUAGAUUAUCAAAAAUUAAACCCAAACCCAACUUGACCAUAACCUCAAGAGCUGCAAGAUCGAGAUCUCAGAUCUCCAACGCAUCAGCACAGAGUUCUGAAUCCUGCAAAAAGCUUGAACCACAAAACGGCAGCUUCUUGAGUUCUGCUUUGCAAUCUCAGACUGCGUCAUCUGCAGAGGAGAAACAUCUUGGACAUGCUGAUCGGACGGAAACGGGUCAAAGUGCCUCAAAGAAUCAAAACAUCUGUGAAGUCCUGGUAGAGCCCUGUGAAGACCAAGAAUCAGUGUCUGAGAUAAGAGAGGAAACAUCUCUGGUUGGGAAGUCACCAGAAGUUCAGCAGUUAUCUGUAGAGGCUCAGUCCAAAUUACAGAAAAUUCAACCCAAACCCAAUCUACCUCAUACAUCAAGAACAACCAGAAUUGGACGUCCAACCCAAGAAAAAGAUGCGAGUGAAACUCAAGUUGAUGUUGAGCAGGACUCGAUGGAACUAACAUCAGAUGAGAAAGCUGCAGGAACCCAGAACAUCUCUGCAGUUUCCAGUGAAGAUCAGACCACUGGAAAAAAGGAGGAAGCGUCUUCAUCUUUUGUUGGAGCUCCUGAGGAUGGUUUGAGAAAUGCAACAACUAAAGAGCCAGAAGAUGGAGAGGUGAGGCAGGAGCUUCAUCCCACUGUAUCAGCAAACAAACGUGUCGAUGAAGAAGAUGAAGCUGCAUCUACGCCUCAGUCCAAGAGGAGGCGAUUUCAGACACCUAAACCAAACCUCCCUGUGACAUCAAAAAGCGCUAAAUUUCAACCAAAAGAACCAGUCCAACUCACACAGGCUAUCGAUGAACCGCAGAUCUCCAAAUCUCCUGACAGCUCAAUGACAGAAGUAGAAGCUCAGCCUGGCGUGACGUCUCAUAAAAUCAAAAGUCCAGUUUCAGAGCCCUCAGUCGAAUUAAGCUCCUCUCAUAAAUUUGUAGAGGAAUCGUCAUCCGAGAACCAGACUAAUGUUGUCUCUAGUUCAGAGCAAAAUGUUCCUCAGAGAAGACCAAGGCUUUCCAGAGUCAAACCUAAACCGAAUCUAGCGUCAUCCAGUCGAGCUUCGCUCAGAAAAGUUCAGCAAGAUGACGGUUCUAAAUCCACAAGUUUACCGCCAGAGCAACAACCUCAACGUGGUCUUAAGAUGGAAACAAGAAGAAACAGUAAUAGGGACUUGAAGAAUUCGUCUCAGCCAGCACAAGCUGGUUCUACAUCAAGUUCUAAUGCCAGCUCAGUGUGUGCAGAGGGACGCUCCUCAGAGCAAAGCAUUGGUGCGCCAUUAGAAGCAGCUGAAUCCUUUAGGAUGUCAAAUAAAGCUCCUCAACCUCCCAUGCGAGAACAGACUAACACAGAUUCUGACAUUCAUUCCAAGAAGGCAGAUGCCACUCAAAAAGCUGCGUUCGAUCCCUGCCCUGACAGUCAAUGGCCAGUAGGGGGAGACAUCGACAAACACUCUGAAGAGGCCUCAUCUACACAAAAUACAUCGGCUUUAAAUCCAGAGGGGAUCCACACUUAUCCGCUUCUGAUGGAGAUGCUGCCCGAGCAGGUGCCUUCAGAUCCCGACGAACCGUUCUUCAUCCUCUCUCUGACGGAGAUUCCGGUCUCUUCAUCGGGGGAUGCGGGAACCGGCGCAGCGAAGCAGCUGCCUCAUCUCGCCGUCGCAGACGAUUCCACGCAGCAGUCGUGGGGUUCUGGAGAGAGUUUCACAGCAGCAGGAGAGAAGUCCGUCUCUGAUGUCCCGCUGUGUGUGGAAACAUCUGAAGAAAAUCCUGCAGAAAGUCCAGAAAUUUGUGUUGCCAGAGAGACGGAAGCAGCAGCCGCUGGGAAAAAAGUAGCUGUUUCAACAAGGAGUAGAAGAACUAAAGCUGAAGCUUCCAGCAGCCAAGAAGAAGCUGCUUCUGAGCCACUAAAGCAAAGAGGUAAAGGAAAAAGCCUGAAGAAAUCUGACAGCAGUUUGGGCUCCAAAACGAGUAACAGAGGCGGCCGUCAGACGAGAAAAGCAAAAGAUGUUUCCUGUGAUGCAAAAACGUCGACCAGCGAUCCUCCAGCUGCUAAAGUGACGGCUGCUUCUAAGUCUGCAGCGCCAACCAAACGGCGUUCAGCUUCUGUCGGGUCACAGUCCCGACCGACCUCCGACCACAAGCUCAGGAGCUCAACGCCCAGCUCCACCCUCCGCUCCGCCCGGGAAAGCUGCGUUGAGAUCAACUCUUCAGAGGAGGAGCCCACCAACGUGUCGCAGUACUUCCUAAGUGACAUUUUCACAGAAGUGAAUGAAUGAUGAACUCCAGUUUAAGAAGCUCCUGUCUUAAUGCAGAGAUAAAGACAAAAAAAGCAUUUAUUAUUCUCUGUUGUGAUGUUCUUACAGUCCGGUACAUUUUUCUCCCACACGUAUUGCAGUUUGAGUGCUUUGUAGAACUGCCUUUAGAGGAUCAAAGUUUGAAAAUCUUUCUUUUCAGCUCCAGAUUUUACUGUGAACAUGUAAAUACGAUGUACCUUUCAUUUUGUACUUCUUUAUAAAGUGUGUACAGUUUUAUAUAGCAUUAUUUUAUUUAGUAAAACAAACUCCAUCAAAGGUGAACCUGUAGAUGUUUCCAGAAAAGUUUUGUGGUUCACAAUAAAUUAUGACGCAGUCACAUUUGCCUCUUCUGACACUUUCA
Oryzias melastigma (Indian medaka) is the source of this 8096-nucleotide messenger RNA. RefSeq lists its product as uncharacterized. The transcript is spliced from 28 exons. Gene Ontology annotation, molecular function: TFIIIC-class transcription factor complex binding. Gene Ontology annotation, cellular component: transcription factor TFIIIB complex. Bases 161 to 7717 code for a protein of 2518 amino acids. The record is from RefSeq and is a predicted model, not a curated record. Lineage: Eukaryota; Metazoa; Chordata; Actinopteri; Beloniformes; Adrianichthyidae. Gene Ontology annotation, biological process: RNA polymerase III preinitiation complex assembly.